CGAUUUGGUUUUUGAUUCUUCAAUUUCGAGGUAGGAAUACAGAUUUGGAUGGGCAACCCGGAGGGCAGUGAAGUGGUGGCAUGGCGUGGAUGGCUCAUGUUUGCCUUAAUAAUCAAACUACAUUAUUUAAAUUGAUUUUAUGGACUGUUGGACAUUAUUUUGGUUUUAUUAUGCUUCCGCGACGUUUGGACUUAUUUAAUUACUUCGAUGAACUUUGGUUUAAUUUAAACUCACUUUCUACCUAUUUGACGGGGUAUGUCGCUUCAGAAGUUAGCUGAAUUGUGUCUUCGCGAGAUUGUUCGAUUGAAUGGAGUGUCGGUAUCUAUUAUCUCCAAUAUAGGUCCCUGUUUCAUUAUAAAGUUUAGGAAGGGACUUCAACAAGUUUUGGAUCCGACCCAUCGGUUACCCGAGGGAACAAUCACUUUGGACGAUAACUUGACUUAUGAGGAGGAGCCUGUGCAGAUCUUAGCACGGGAGGUGAAGCAAUUGAGAAAUAAGCACGUGCCUUUGGUCGAAGUCUUGUGGCGCAACCAUGCCGUUGAAGAAGCCACGUGGGAGACUAGGGAUUCCAUAAGAGUUCGGUAUCCUCACCUUUCCGGUGACAAUGAUUUAGGGAGAGAGACGCCGUUGCCGAGCCGCCUGAACGCCGCCGUCGCCGUCGCCGACCGCCCCUCCUUCCCCGUCGCACAGUAGAUCCGGCCGCAACAGGGAGUGCAGCGGCGAGCUUCUCUCUUUCGAUUUGGUUUUUGAUUCUUCAAUUUCGAGGUAGGAAUACAUAUUUGGAUGGGCAACCCGGACGGCAGUGAAGUGGUGGCGUGGCGUGGAUGGCUCAUGUUUGCCUUAAUAAUCAAACUACAUUAUUUAAAUUGAUUUUAUGGACUUUUGGACAUUAUUUUGGUUUUAUUGUGCUUCCGCGACGUUUGGACUUAUUUAAUUACUUCGAUGAACUUUGGUUU
Messenger RNA from Cuscuta campestris, 956 nucleotides. Lineage: Eukaryota; Viridiplantae; Streptophyta; Magnoliopsida; Solanales; Convolvulaceae. The record is from the annotation of a GenBank genome assembly.